AUGUCCAAUACGAUAAAAUCUAUUUUUGGUCUUGUGAUAACUACCAUUGUUAUCACUAAUGCGGCUUCUUCGACAAAUUUGCGUGAAUAACUAUACAAACAUAAACGAAUUUCGUACUUAGUAUUAAUAUUUGAGUACAAAACCUUUGAACCAUAUAGUUUAGACAUAUAGGUAAAAAUAAUUAACCGCAUUAAAAAUUUCGAAUUAUUUUUAAAUAUUCUCUUUUCUUUAAAAAUUCAAUCGUCUAGUUUAUAACUAAAACGGAACAACAAAGAUUCUUUAAAGAUGAUUUAAAAUAGUACUUAAAUUAUUAUGUAGAAUACUGAAACUGAAUAUUAAUAAAAAAAAUAGUAACCAUUCGGUAGGAUUACAAAAUUAUAAAUAAUUAUUGAUAUUGUUUUCUAACGUAGUCGUACUAUCCAAUAUGCGCUGUUGUAUUUAGUUAAUAUAUAAAAUUAUUAAAAAAAGUAUUUUUUCAACGUUUGAAAUAAUUUUGGGCAUUUGCUCUUGUUUUUUUGUGCAUUAAAAUCCACCCGUAGUUACAAUUAGUAAUUAUAAUAAUUAUUGUUCUAGCAAAAGGUUUUAUACAAUGCAAGAAAAAUGAUCCGAAAUUGAACGAAUGUCUAAAGGACGGUCUUCAAAGUGCUAUUCCUCAUUUAGCAGAGGGUAAAAUAAAAAAAAACAUACUCUAAAAUAAAGAUUUAUUUCACGAAAUUACUAAUAUUGUAAUGAUUUUGUUAUACUUAUAUCUGUAUAAAUAUAACGUUCCGUAGGUGUUCCGAGUUUAGGACUAAUCAAAGUAGACCCAUUGCGUAUUGAAGAGUUGAAAAUUAAUCAAGAAAGUGGUCAUCCAGUAAAUUUGGACUUAAAAUUUAACGACGUAGAUUUGAUUAACUUGAAACAUAGCCAGAUAAAAUCAGUUUAGUGNAUUCUACUACAGUUAUGAUUCUGUAAACUAUAAUGCUAAAAUCGAAGUACUAUUGCCGGAAUCUUUAUUAUUGGAGGGAAACUAUGAAAUAAAUGGUAAAGUGCUUGUUUUACCAAUAACAGGAAAGGGGAAAUGUAAACUUGUUACAGGUAAUUUAAUUGUUCAGUCUAUAAAAAUGGAUAAAUUGAAUUAAAAAUAAAUGAACUGCUAUAUAAUACCUAUAUUUUUACGUUGUUUUAGAUAUUUCAAAUGCUGUCAUUAAUGUUCAAUUCAAACCAGUGGUAAAAAAUGGAAACACAUUCUUGGAUAUCAACAAUUUUACAUUUGAAUUUACCGCUACGAAAUUGCAUUUGCAAUUUGAUAAUCUGUUUAACGGAGAUAAAGCUUUAGGUUUGUUUAUGUGUGAUAUAUUAAGAGCAUAUGAGAAUAAAAAUAAUUAUAGUGGUUAAAUUAAUUUUCAAUAAGUAGUUGAUUUUCUGCUCUAAACAAUCUUAUUUUGUAAUUUAGAAAUAGUUAUUUUUCUGGUUUAAACUAUUCAAUUUUUAAUCUAGAAAUGGUUUAUUUAUAUAAUGUUUGACUGUUAAAAUAAUUAUCUCAUUGUAUUAUUACAGGCGACAAUAUGAACGUGUUCCUAAACGAAAAUUGGCGUGAUAUCUUGAAAGAAUUGCAGCCUGCCGUUGAACAGGUUUUGAGCAUGGCUUUUAAAGAGAUAAGUCAACAUUUUUUCAACAGUAUUCCGGAAAAUGAAAUACUUGUAGCCUAAACAUAUAACAAUACAAUGCGACCAUUGCCACACGUUUGGUUGCAUACUGCACUAAAAUGAUGUUUUUCUUAUACUGUGGGUUAUUAGUCACUGUUAAAUAUUUUUUAACUUUGUUUUACUAACAAUUAUUCUUUUUUUGUUUAAUUUGUCUGACAAUAUAUAGUAUUAAAUUUUUAAAAAUCGUUAAAUAUUUUUGAUUUGUUUAUUGAUACUAUCCUUGAUACUAGGUAGUUACAAUAUAUAUCUAUAUGUGGUGCAUGAUUACUUAUAGACNGUACAAUUUUGAAUGAGUUAUAGUAACUUAAAUAUUAUUUGUAAAUUUUACAUCGUUGAAAUGUAUUAUACCAACAGGUAUAAAAUAUGCGUGUUUUUUUGUACAUAAUUUGUUUGAGUUUCUGUGCCAUUGUUUGGAAUUCGUCUGCGAGAAAUUUUUAUUUAUUUAUUAACAAAGAAAAAUGCGUAGUUUGGACUAUCUAUGUUAGAGUUUAAAAUUUUAUUAGGUAUUUUUUAUUGUUACAAUAGUCAUACUAACUAUAUCUACUUAUCUAUUAUACAAAGUGUCCUGCUCCGAUAUUUACAUUCGCCAUCAUUUAUGAGUGGAAUCCUGGCCUCAACAGUACUUUUAACAGGACAUUUUUAUAUUUUCUAAUUUUAUAUUUUGUUUCUUUGAAAACCCAAGAUUAAUUGAAAGAUAAACGAGAAAUUUAUGAAUAUAAUGUUUUUUAUUAUUUAUUGUAACCUAAUUAUACCUAUUUGUUGACUUAAAAUUUGGACCGAAAACUUAUGUUUACCUUUUCUAAACGUGGUAAAAUUUUCAAACUAUUUACGCCAUCUUUAAUCUAUUUUUAGACAUUUCAAUUUCGCGAAUUUUAUACGUAUUGUUUUUUCCAUAUGUACUUUGUGAUAAAACUUUAUGUAUAAACAGGAAUGAUAGAAAUUGUAAUAAGAAAUUCAUGACAUUUUUUACUUGGUGAUCUAAAAAAAGAAUUUAAGCUUAGUUUAUUUUUUCGUAUACAUUUUAAUAUCAAAUUUUGUCGAAAAUCGUUCGAGUAAAAAAUUGUGUUGAACAAAUCUAAUUUUACAAAAUUUUUUUUUGUAUGUACGUAAGCUAAUCAAAAAGUAUCGAUACUGGAAGUAUCACUUGGAAACCGAGCAUUGAAGAGCAGUAGGAUUGGUAUUACUUUCUAAGGUCAUCGCUCGCUCGGCCUAUUUAAUCGCAAAAUAUCAGAAAUCUUGCUUCCGUGUGUGUACAUUACAUUAUACAGAUUUUAGAACCACGUAGAAGUCAGAAUUCGGAGGGCUGACUUAGUUUCGAAAUUUUAACUUUUUCAAAUUUUGAUAUUAUGCGGAUAUUAUAUGUGUAACUCAAUAUUGUAGGCAUUACGUUAUGUAUGUCUAAUGGUGUUACGAAUCUGUUAUUGACCCUAAAAUCAGAAAUUCAAAUCCGUGUUCCAAAAAAAAUAUUUGUUUAUUUUUUCCUUGCUACCUAAAUAGGAAAAUAGCAAUUACAUUUUGGAUACAUUUAUAUACAUUCAAUCGUAAAAUAUAACAUCGCUCGCUUAGACUGUUUUAAUCGAAAAUACCCCUCGAUUUAUUUUGCAAACUUUUCUACCAGAAAUCUUGCUCUAAUGUAUUAAGUGUAGCACUUUUUCUAAAACGAAAUUAUUUUAUCUACAUGAUACUUUAGGGGAAUACAUAUUUUUUAUUUUUCCAUGAGUUUUUCCAAUCAUUAAAAAUACUAAAUAUAAAUAUUAGUAAAAAAAUAUGACGGCCUUUUUUUCAUCCGUGAACAAUUUUUAUACCAGCAAUUUUACUCCAAUAAACAAUGAUAACACUUUUUCUGAAAAUGAAUCUGGCCGGAGUGGUACUUCAAGGAGGUCAUUUUUUGAUUUUUCCUGGAGUUUUUCCAAUAAAUGAGAAAAACACGAGAACAAAUAAUGACAAUAUUUAACAAAUAUUUUCAAAGAGAAUAUAUAUAUAUAUAUAUAUAUAUAUAUAUAUAUACAUAUAUUCAUAUAUGUUUAAUGAUUUUGCCAUUAUGUGAGAUAUUAUAAAUUAUUGACAAAUCAAUACUAUUAACUGAAAUCCGCACAGAAUUGUAAUUCGUUAGCAGUAGUUAAUCGUUGCGUACAGAUAUGCAUUGAAUUUCCUCUCAAUUAACAAUAGAGCUUCACCCAAGUGUGAAGUAUAUCUGUCUUUUUGUUCAUGCAUAUAUGGCUAAAAGACAUAAAAGAUAAAAAAAAAAAAAAACACAUUAUAGAAAAUGAGGAUAAUUCCUCGCUGCUCUCUGAAUCUAAAAUAAUAACGAAAUAAAAUUGCUGACGGCGUUUAUAAAUAAAUAAAUAAAUAAAUAAAUACAAAUAUAUAAUAUUAAAUUUUAUCUAUUUACUAAUAAUACAAUAUUGUUUAUUUUAAACACACGAUGCCAUGAAUAGGAAAUGUCCUAAACAGGCUGAACGAAUUUGUUGGGAAAUAAAACGAACCAUAGUAAUGAAUAUACGCUUUGCACUAGUGAAAAUGCCCGAUGUGCGUUGAACGGAAUACUCUACCCGUACUAAAUAUACACGGAAAAUAUUUAUAGAAUUAUAAAUUAACCGUCUAUUGACAGCGAUUUGCACCUCAUCGCCUACACUAGAACGAUGUCGCUGUACAACUCUAUAUUCCAGAAUAAAGAAACCGUGACCGUGGCCAACAGAGCGUACGAGCGUACGAACUCGUUCACAUUCACGUAAAUUAUACACGAAUACAAUGUACUAACAAACUUGUGCAGAAUAUUACACAAAACGUAAAUUAUUACUAGUACAUUAUUGUUAUACACUACACCGUACACCUGUCUACUUAUAGUAUACAUUGAUAAAAAAAUAUUAAUUAAAAUCCGUACAAUUACCGGAUACUCGUUACUGUCUUUGAUAAUUAUUAUUACAAUAUAAUAUUGAAGGCAUACGGUUUUUUUUUUUUUUUUAUAUAAUUUACUAAGAAAAAAUAAAAAAUAAACACCUUUAAAGGACAAUUUUUGCUACAAGAAAAUAUAUCAUACUUGAAAAUCGGAACCGAAUUUCUUAUUUCCGGUAGACAAUUUUGUUCAUAGUCUCCCCCUCAUCCCCUAUAAAAAUGCAUACAUCAUAGUAAAGUCGAGACAAGAAUGUAUUGCUGCGCUCGGAAUGUAAAAAUAUAUUGUCUGUGGGCUAUUUAUCGAUAGGAUAAUUACAAUUUAUAAUCGUUAUUAGGUUAAUGAUGAAAACAAAUUUAUGGAUAUCGUAUAAUUACAGUAUAAUAAUAAUUCAGGAUAUUCAAUUAAAUUAUUAUGCAAUUUAUACAAGAAAAAUAUAUCUAAUUUUUAUUUCUAAUUUCUAAAGUAUUUCAAUUUAAUACACUGAGUAAUGGCUCAUAAGAUGUGUAUGCAUCUCUAUGUACAUAACAAUUAAUAGAAACAAAUCUUAAAUAUGGGUGUUGGACAGUUUCUAGUUCUUUAAAAUCAUAUCUGAUAUUGUGUCCAUAAGGUGGAGUUAUAUGCAAGACAUGACCGGACUUGUGAACAGUAUAAUAGUUUUAAAGCAAUAAUAUUUGUAAAAUUGUACAAUUAACCUACUGUUAAAUUUGUAAGCAAUUCUUUUUAGUCUAACAAUUUUAUCUAGAGAGUACCAAAGAAUAAAAUUACAUAAAAACUCGCAAAAUUAAAUAUCUACAAGUUGCUCAAAUAUUAUAAAAAUUGUACCACAUUUAGAAAAAAAUUAAUUUAAAUUUUUUGUUUCAAUUGUAAGUUUCUGCAGAUAUAUUUUUAACUGAAUAGCAACAAAUAAACGAAAUUUGAAAAUAAUAAAAACAUUAUUUUCGGAAAUGUAUACGUUGUUUCUACGUUUUUUGUAUUGGUAUAAACCAAUCAUUAAAAAAACUACAAAUAAAAUCAGAAAAACUACUACUUUCUGAAGUACUAAAUAUAUUUUUUUUAAAAAAAAAGAUCUUUUGUCGUUCUUCCAUUGAAGCAAAAUAAUAAUAUAAUAUGCAUGAAUCAAAUCCUGUACAUUAUUGUUACACGGCCGGUAUAUUAUAAUAUAUUAUAUCGCAUUAUUUUAUAUUAAAUACAUAUACGUUAUAUAUUAUUUUUGUUUAAGCGCUCGAAUAUGCACUUUUUACAACAUGAUUAUAAAUCAUCGAAUUUUCUUUACUUUUUAUGAACAUUAAAAUAAGCAUGCAUUAUACAUGUACACAAACUUUUCGAAAGUUCUCUUAAUAAUUAUUAAAAACCGUAUCAAAAUCUGUUGCGUAUUUUUAAAGAAUUAAGCGCACAAAUAAACAGACGCCAAUAAAAACUUUGUUUUAUAUUAUUUAGUGAUAUUGAAAAUGUUUUAAACGUUAAAAAUUAACCAAUAUGUUCUCAAGAGUUAAAACAUGCUUAUUUUUUUUAUCAUGGGCGUAUUUACUGGGGGGAGGUCAUAAUGUUUAACCCCCCCCCCCAUUGGCCGUUUUUUUAUUUUUUUUUUAUUUUUAUAUAAUCAAUUCGAUAUAAAUUUGUAUAGGAUCUGAAAAUUCUUUGUCGCAUCAUAUAGUUUAUACUUACAAUUUAAAAAUUACAUUUUAAAAUAAGUUGCAUUAAAUUUUGUAUUGUUAUUUCUAUUCUUAUUCAAAUUAUUAUUGAUAAUAGUAAACUUCAUUACUAGAGGUGUGUGCACUGAUUGCCCCUUCCUUUUGGAAAUUCCCGAGAAUGCUACUGGAUCUUCUUCAUUCUUAAAACAUAAACGGAAAUAUAAUGUUUCUAUAGCUUUUAAAUAAAGAAAUAACUUUUUUAUCUAUUUUUAUUUAAUUUUUAAAUAAUUAUAAAAAGUCGUAUUCAAAAUUCAGAAUUAAAUGCUAUUUUAAAUUGAUAUUUAAUUAAGAUAUUUUAUACCAAAAUGAAACACGUUAUUUGUUUUUCACAAGCUCUUUACAAUGGAGGGAUUUUUUUUUUUCAAAAAUAUUAAAAACAAUUUUUCUUAAUAAUUGUAUACAAUUGAAUAUAAUAUAUAUAUAUUGAAAUGAUCUCGAUAUUGGCAAUAUUAUACUCUUAAUGUGAAAUUUGUAAUAUAUGUAUGCUCUUUUAUCCAAUUAGUUCUUUUAUCAGUUAUACUAGUUUUUAAUAAUUAAUUAUCAAUUAAAAUUAGUGAACACUUUGCGAUAAACUAUGCUCUUUAAUUUAUUCCUGAACCCCAUUUAAAAAUUGUUACUUAUUUGAACAAAACGAUAUUUUUUGUUGCACUUUGUUGACAAACGCCCUUAAAAAUUGACCGAACUGCACUGCCUAUCCCAGGUACAUUUGUUAUAGUGUAUAAUAGUAUACAAUCUUAUAAUUCAUAAAAGGUUAAUUAGAUUAUUUUGUGUUUAAUUAAUUAACCGGAAUGAUGGAAAAUCGGAUAUGAUAAAUAAUUAUAAAAAGCAGUGUAAUUAAGCUGUUUACAACCAAAAGUUGUACAAAUAUUAUAUACAGGGUUUCCUACAGAAUUAUUUGAAUGCAAAUAACUCUGUCAAUAUUCAAUAUUUUUUUUUCAAUGACUUCGUGUCAGGAGAAAACAAAUGUAGAGAAACAUUACAUUUUUAUUUUCAUCAUUUAAACAUUAAAAAAAAAAAUAAAUUGUUUUAUUCAAUUACUUAUUCAAAUUUUUAAAAUAGCCAUUUUAUAAAAUAUAUAUGUAUUAAUCUAAACAUUUGAAUCUAUCAUUUAUUCAUAUCCGAUCAAUAGUUUUUUAGAAUAGCUGUUUUAAUUUAUAGUGAAAACCUACUUAUUGUUAACGUUUUUAUCUUUUGACAAUUUUAUAACCUACCUUUUAUUACGAUAUUUAUUAGGAGUUUAGCAACUUAAUAAACUUGAUCAUAGAGGAAAAAAUUGUAUUAUCCUGGGAGAUUUUAAUGCCAGAUUCGAUGGAGUAAGAGAAUCUCAUAUAGCUGGGAAAUAUGGACUCGAUGAAAAGAACACAAGAGUUGACAAUCAUAUAGAGGUUUGCACAAAUAAUAAAUUGACAAUAACAAAUUAAUUUGUUCAAUAUCACAAAAGAAGACGAUAUACUUGGAAAGCUCUUGGCAAGACAUGAUGGUGACCGGUAAGGAAUCAAAUUAAAGACAACAGGAGCUGCCCAAGUGCUUAUAUCCAUAGUGACCACAAUAUGAUAUUGAUGCACAUUAUCUUAAAUUUAAGAUAUUUCAAUAAAAAGGAAGGAACGCGCUUCAGGUAUCGAAUUUUAGAAAUGAAUCCACUAGAAUAAAUAAAUAAGAAAAAAACCAAAUGAGGUCAUAAGAGAAUACAACAUGAUAUAGGAUACGAAUAUAACCAAUUGUGCUGAAAAUAAUUAAAAAAAAAAAAAAAACAUAAAACAGUGUCUUUAAAAGAUUGUGGAAUAGGUUUUUAGAAGAAAAAAGACAACGGUUAGAAAAUAAUAUGAAUAUGAUAAACAAUGUAGUUUGAAUUAAAAAUCAAAGAAGAAAAUAUAAGAAUACGACUGAUAAGUUAAACAUUGAAAAAUACAAGAAAAUAUUAAAGACAAUUAAUAUCCGUAUUUAUGUAAGAAGUGUAAAGAAACAUUUUUGGAUAAUAUCUGCACAGAGGCUAAUGAACAGUGGAAAUCAGAAAAAACGGAUAAAGCAUAUGGAACGUUAAAAUCUUGUUUGGUGAAAGAAAAAUCAUAAAUACAUAUGUCAAAGGGGAAAGCAAUGACAUUCUACAUGAAGAAUUAGAAGUAACAAAACGUAAGAGAGAAUAUUGAAAACACCUAUACGUAAAGGAGAAAGUUACAGCCGCGGAUAUACAGGAAUAGGCAGAUGAAGAUCAAGAUCACUUAAGGAUAGAAAGCGAAGGCUGUACAAUAAUGAAGGAAGAAUUUGAAAAAGCAUCAAUUGAAUUAAUAGUUUCCAGUAGAAUGUGUAUCCAGAAUAGUGGAGAAAAGUUCAAGAAUAUGCUGUGUAAACUAAUAUACAAAAUGUAUGAAACUAAAAAUAUACUCCAAGAUUUUACAAAAAUGUAUAAUAGUACCAAAUACCGAAUAAAGCAGGAGGAAGAAUCUGUGAACAAUAUGGAACAUUAUGUCUGCUCAUACAUGUUUCAAAAUUCUUACACGUAUUGUGCUGAAACGUAUCAAUCGAAAACAGAUUUGGUUUUAAAAGACAAACCGAAGUAAGAGAAGCUAUACUCGCACUUAAGCAAAUUAUAAAAAGCAAAUAUCAUAGCUUUUAUAUACUUAGAGAGGCGUAAGGUUGAGAACCCUUGCUCUAGAUAAUAAAACGGCUAUAAAUAAGAAACUAUUAUUUGUAUAUAAAUGUAUGAUCCAAUGUUUAGAAUAAUAUAUUUGAUAAAUUAGUUAUUUUGACAAUUUUAAGAAUGAAAAAAUAAAGUUAUUUUUUUUUCGUUAAUAAAGGAACGAAUAUAAAAAAAACUUCCUAGCAUAAUGAGGAUGGGUUCAAUCACCGUUUUAGGUAAUUUUAUGUAUAUCUAAUAGUAUCGAUCAAACAUUGCUAACGAAAAAAAGAUUCUGAGCAGAGUUCAAUUAAUAAUGGUGAUUUGUUAACAAUGUGUAUUUCAUAUUAUGAUAAAAUAAUUAAAUAGGCAUUAUAAAUUAUCUUUAAUUAUAUUAUUUUAAUGUACCGAUUUUCCCUUUGUUUAUGUUUUUCCCAUGUUUUUUUUCGGUUUAUCAUAUUUAACAAAAUAAUAUUCGAGAAAAUCAAAAAAUGGCCUCUCUAAAGUACCUCUUCAGUUAAAUUUCCUUUUAGAAACAUUUUGAUCAUUAUAAAUUGGAGCAAAUUGCUGAUAGAAAAGUUGUCCAUAGGUCAUAAUAUUUUUAACUAAUACCUACAUUUCUUAAAUUUUCCUGUUUUUCCUCAGUUUUUUCGGUUUUUUAUAUUUGUUGAAAAACUCUUGAGAAAAUUGAAAAACGACCUCGUGUACCUAACCUAAUGUACCUACCCACAUCGAUUUCCUUUCAAAAAAAGUGCUACACGUAAAAAUCGGAUUAUAGAAAAGUUGUACACAGAAAAAAAAAACAAAACUAAACAUUUUUGUAAAACCAUAAGCUUCUUCGCUCCACUCGGAAUCUACAAUUGAAUUCUCUCUAAAUAUGUGUCCCCCUGACACAGAACGCGAUAGAAAAUAAAAAAUGAAUGUUGACAGAGUUAGUAGCAUUCGGAUAGAAUUGUAGAACACGCUGUAUAUAAGCGAAACUAGGGAAACAUUAUAGAGUAUCGGAAUAUAUUAUUUUAGAGAUUCGAAUAAAUAUGGAUGACCGAUAAGUUUACUACGAUUAUUUAGAAUAUGACAUUAUAUUAUAUCAUAAACUUACAAAAGAAAAAAAUAAUAAUCAACAUGAUUUUAAGAAUUUCAAUGUAGUGAUGCUCGGUAUGCUUGUUUAUAGUAGAGUCAUUGAGAGUAUGACGAUGCGACGAUGCAUAAAGGUAACAUUAAAAAACAAUGUAAAUAUUUUAAACAAUGCAAUUUCCUAUAAAAGUAUAAAAUAUUAUAAUAAUACGAAGGCCAACUAUGGUCUUAUGGUAUUAUGGUAUUGAAAUAAAAUUAUUAAAAUCUAUACAAAUUAUCACGAAAUAUUUUAAUAUUUAUAAUUUGUGUGUUAUAUUCUCAAUGUGUGGUUAAAUUUUGAAGUUUUAAAGAAUAUUUAAUUUUUUAUUUAUGCCUAUGUAUACGCACAUUCCGGAAAUGCAUAUCAAAAAUCUAUAUUUAAUUAUAUGUAUGACCUAUACAAGCAAUAUUAUUACAUUAUUGUAAAUUAUAAUAAGUGUGUAAGAAAGUUGUUUUUUUUUAAACAUUUUUUUAAUUGAAAAAUAAUGCAAAAACGAGAAAUUAUGUGGCAUUAGUGUUUAAGUUAUUUGCAAUUAGCAAUUCGGUUGAAAUUAAUUUCGUAUAGACCUGAUUUUUGUAUCAAAUACUCAUAUUAAUCUUUUCUAAACGUGGUCAAAUUUUUAAAACAUUCUGACGACUUUUAAGCUGUUUAUAGGCAUUUUCUAUUUUUCAGUUUUAAUUUGGAUAAAUAUUUUAGCCGAACAGAAACUCAUGAAUAAGAGAUCAAAGUUUAUCUUAGUGGUAAAUUAAAAAAAGUUCAACGUUAUGCAGAACUUUUUUCUUUUAUAAGCAUUUUUUUGACGAAUUACUUAAAAACUACGGUAUUUCAAAUUCGCUCUGAAUCGUAUAGACGUAAAUUAAAUAAUUUUAUAAUAUAUUCUACAUACCCGAUUUCAUAUUUAAAAUAGUGAGACAACCAUCUUCAGUAUAAGCUCUAAUUUAGGUAAAUUUAUAAAUAUGUAAGCAUAUUAAUUUUUGAUUGCUCAAAAUAUCAUUCCUGUUGUAAUUAUAAAAAUUAAAAUAUUAAAUUAACUUGUAUGUUUAGCUUGGUUAAACACAGUAUGUUAACAUUUCAAUCAUUUCCUGUCCUCGAACCUAAAAAUUCAUAAUUUAUAUCUAUGCAUAAGUUUGUAAAUUAGUUGUUUUACCUUGCAGGGCAAACCGACAUGAAAGGUAGGAAUAUACAAAAAAAAUGUUCCCAUCAUAUUAUAUAUAAGGCAAAUUGCCUAAGGAAAUUUACUUAUUUGGUUACUUUUAAGCUAAGAGUAUAGUUUAGUAUUUCAAUUAAAAUAAUUUAAUAUUCAUUAUAAUUUAUUGUCAGGUCGUUUUAUUUAUUUUGUUUUUUUUUGUAUCUAGUUGUUCACUUUUUUUUUAACAUGUCUACACAACUAUUCAUAUUUUGUGGUCUUUUAAUAACUAUCAUUGUCACGAUCGAUGGGGCAGCUUCGUCAAAUUUGCGUGAGUAACAAUACAAACAUAAUCGAAUUUUGUAUAAAGUAUUAACAUUUGAGCGCAGAACCUCCAAACCAUAUAGUUUGGACAAAUAGGUAAAAAUAACUAAUCGUUUAAUCCGAAAUUUAUGAAUAUUGCCUUUUCUUAAAAAUACAAUCGUCUAUUUUAUAACCAGAAUGGAACAACUAAGAUUCUUUCAAAAUGAUUUUAAACAGUACUAAGCUAAUUAUGUAGAAUACUGAAACUGAAUGUUGAUACAAAAUAUAGUAACCAAUCUGUUGGUUUACAAAACGAUAAAUAAAUAUUGCUAUUGUAAAAUUAUAAUAAAACUCUCAUACAAUGACAAACAAUUAAAACAAAUGCACUGUUUAUAAUGCUUAUAUUCAUAUUGGCUGAAAUUUAUAUUUUUCUGCUUAUAGUAAUAAUAAGGGUGCAGAACAAAAUGCAAAUUUUGUUUUUUUCGGAAUAUUGUAACGUUCUUUCCAUAUUUUCCAAGCUAAAAAUAAAUUUCAUAUAUCAAAUAAUUAAAACAUGAAACUUUUCCUUUGGAUUUUUUUAAUUUUAAAGUAAUUUUUGGGUUUUCAAUGCAUUUUUUUAUUCUUUUUACACACUUUGUAGGUUCAUCAAAGAAUUUAAUGAAAUUCAUUUUGUUUUCCUCAUAGAAAAAAAAAUAUAACUUUUUUCUAUCGAUGUCUUAUUGCAAAUUUUGAGCUGAUAUUAUUAAUUAAUGUAUGUAAUUAUAAAAAAAAAUUUUCUUUCAACAUUUAAAAUAAUUGUUGGGCUUUUUUUCUUCUUUUCUAUAGCAAUAAAAUCCACCCGUAGUUAUAAUUAGUAAUUAUAAUAAUUAUUGUUCUAGCCAAAGGUUUUGUACCAUGCAAGAAAAGUGAUCCGAAAUUGAACGAAUGUAUAAAGAACGGACUUCAAAUUGCUAUUCCUUAUUUAGCAGAAGGUAUAAAAAAAAAAAUAACAUCCUCUAAAGUAAAGAUUUAUUUUACGAAAUUACUAAUAUUGCAAUAAUUUUGUUAUACUUGUAUCUGUAUAAAUAUAACGUUCCGUAGGUGUUCCGAGUGUAGGACUAAUCAAAAUAGACCCAUUGCGAAUUUUGGAGUUGAAAAUUAAUCAAGAAAGUGGUCGUUCAGUUAAUUUGGACUUAAAAUUUAACGACAUAGACUUGUUUAAUUUAAAACAUACCCAGAUAAAAUCAGUUCAGUGAGUAUAGUACCUAUAAACAGUGUGUUCAUGCAUAAUAAUUAUUAAUGUUAUUCUACUACAGUUAUGAUUCUGUAAACUAUAAUGCUAAAAUCGAAGUAUUAUUGCCAGAAUCUUUAUUAUUGGAGGGAAACUAUGAAGCAAAUGGUAACGUGCUUGUUGUUCCAAUAAAAGGAAAGGGAAAAUGUAAACUUGCUAUAGGUAAUUUAAUUGUUCAGUCCACAAAAAUGGAUAAAUUGAAUUAUAAAUAAAUAAACUGCUAUAUCGUAUCUAUAAUUAUACGUUGUUUUUAGAUAUUUCAAAAGUUGACUUGAAUGUACAAUUUAAACCAGUUGAGAGAAACGGAAACACAUUCAUGGAUAUCAAUAAUUUAACAAUUACAUUUAUCGCUACAAAUUUGAAUUUGCAAUUUGAAAAUUUGAUGAACGCAGAUAAAGCAUUAAGUUAGUUAAUUUGUGAUACGUUAGGAGCAGACGAUAGUUAAAACCAUUAUAAUUAUUUAAUUCAUUUUCAAUAAGUAGUUAUUUUUCUGGUUUAAACUAUUGUAUUCAAUUUUUAAUCUAGAAAUGGUUUAUUAAUUAAAUAUUUGACUGUUAAAAUAAUUAUCUCACUGUUUUAUUUCAGGUAACAAUAUUAACGUGUUCUUAAACGAGAAUUGGCGUGAUAUCUUGAAAGAAUUACAGCCCAAUAUUGAACAGUUUAUGGGCAUGGCAUUACAAGAGAUAAGUCAACAUUUUUUCAACAGUAUUCCGGAAAAUGAAAUACUUCUAGCCUAAACAUAUAACAAUACAGUGCCACCACUGCUAUAUGUUUGGUUGCAUACAGCACUAAAAUGAAGUUUACCCUUUACAGUGGGUUACCAGCAAAAAUAUUUUUUUAACUUUUAUUUAAUAACAAUUAUUUCUUUUUUGUUUUAUUUGUCUGACAAUAUAUAGUAUUUAAUUUUUGUUAA
Molecule: messenger RNA, 13615 nt
Organism: Cinara cedri
Lineage: Eukaryota; Metazoa; Arthropoda; Insecta; Hemiptera; Aphididae
Source: the annotation of a GenBank genome assembly